Eriocheir sinensis (Chinese mitten crab) is the source of this 2145-nucleotide messenger RNA. Its product is annotated as proline-rich protein 36-like. The record is from RefSeq and is a predicted model, not a curated record. NCBI's taxonomy places the organism in Eukaryota, Metazoa, Arthropoda, Malacostraca, Decapoda, Varunidae. Bases 1 to 2145 code for a protein of 714 amino acids. The transcript has 5 exons.
AUGAGGAUUUGCAACCAGCAGCUGAAGCUGCAGAGACCUGAGCAGUCUGCUAUAUCGACAACUGAUGACGUCUGCCCCGCUCGCUCCGCUCCAAGUCAACAGUACCGCGCCGAGUCACUCGCCAGUGUUGCCCGCCUUUCACCGUGCGCCAUCCACCCCGCGCACGCUGGCCGGCCCGCUCGCCCGGUGACGCGCUGCCCCGUGCUGCUCACCACGCUGUGCGCCCUCCACCUCGCGCCAGCUCCCAGCACACUGCUGCACCUGACUUGCCGUCACUCCUCUGCUAAUGCCUGUACUGACCCUCCCCCCGCUGUCUCUGACCCUGACCCCGGCCCCGCAAUUCCUACCCCUGCUGCCUCUGGCCCUGGCGGCCCCGCUGACUCUGACUCUGGUCCCGGCUCCGGCCCUCCCCCCGCUGACUCUGACUCUCGCCCUGGCGGCCCUGCUCACUCUGACUCUGGCGGCCCCGCUGACUCUAACUCCGGCUCUACCGGCCCUCCCUCCGCUGGCUCUAACUCUGGCCCCGGCCCUAUCGGCUCUGCUGCUCCUGGCUGUGACCGUGGCCCCGGUUGCUCCGCUGCUCCUGACUCCGGCGCUGGCCGUGACGUCCAGCAUAAGCGUGCCCGCUGCUCCUCCUCCUCGUCCGCUGCCUCCUCGACUGAGGGCUUGCCUCCUGACGAGCCCGCCGACCCCUCUGCCGCUCGGGCGUGUAAGUCGCGGUGGGUUCACGAGCAAAUGGAGGACUCUGACUCGGAGUCGGGCUUGAUGUCUUCGUCCGAGUCAGAGAUUAUCGUGGAUGACCUCGACGAGGAGGCUGCUCCUACCCCCCCUGGGCAGUCCCCCACCGACAACCCUACGGGUGAUGACGGCUGGCAGACGGCGGGCCCCAAGAGACAGCGUCGCUCCUCCCCGGCUGCUUCUGCCUUGUCCGCCGGCGCUUCCCCCUCGCUGCCCCCUCGGCUCCCCUCUCGCUCCCAGUCACCUCUGCCCCCGCCACCUCGGGCUACGAAGGCCCCUGCUGCUGCUCAACCUGCUUCGCUGCCGAAGCUGCUGAUUCCGGCGACUAUCGGGUUCGAAACAACCCUCGACCUCGCCGAGGCACUGGAGCGGCAGCUGAGCCAACGCCUCUCGCUCAAGUUCCUGGAGUCGGGGUGUGUGUUAAUCACACCUGCAGACCGUGCCCAACACGACACCCUGCUCGCGCCGCUGUUGGGCCACCCCCGCGUGUUGGAGGCAGAGCGCUACACUACCCGGGACGGACCGACGCGCCAGGUCUAUGUCACCGUCGCGGGGCCGCUGCCGGGCUCGCUGGACCUGGGGAGCUGGGGGACCUUCUACACGCGCCCCUACAGCAAGGAGCCCCUCAGGUGCUACAAUUGCCAACAGUUCGGCCAAUACCUGGCCAGGUGCAGCCGCCCCCCGGUCUGCGGCAUAUGCUCUGCCAGGCACGACAUGGAGCGGUGCCUGACGAAGUACAAAGCUGGCCAGGCUAUCACCAGCAGGUGCCCGAAUUGCCAGGAAGAACACCAUGCCUGGAAUCGGGCCUGCGCCAACAGGCGGGAGCUGGUCGACAAACAGCGCACUGUCCAACAGCGCUGGGUCGUCACUCACCGCCCUGCUCCUCUCGGCACCUUCCGCUGGGGCGACCAGCAGCCUCACGCGUCCACGGCUGCUCCAACGCCCCGCCUCCCCCAGACUGCCCAUCCGUCAUCUCUUGCACCCUCUCCACCAGCUCCGUUCGAGGAGAGCUUCCCUCCUCUUGCUCCCAGCCAUCUGCCCAGCACGCCUCUCCCCAAGCGCCCAGCGCACCGCCCCGCGCUCCCGCUCGCCACCCUCUGCCCGCCAGCCGCCAGCCCCGCCCCCUCACCACAGCGGCUCCCACUGCCGCCCCUCCUGGCUCGGACCGUCAUCAACCCCACCCACGCCGCCCCCUUGUGCUCUGAAGACCCCCCCUCCGCCGCCUCCCGCCCUCGUGCGCGCGAACAGCUCCGCGCCCCUACCGACCCCCCCCCCCCGCCCGUUGCAACCAGCCAGCACUCUCCGUUGGUGGCACCGCCCACUGCUCCCACCUCCCUGAACGCGGGCGGGCUGCCGACCCGGCCGGUGGUGGACCGGGACCCGCGCUCCAGGAAGCUGUCCAUGUAG